Molecule: messenger RNA, 3283 nt
Organism: Panthera uncia (snow leopard)
Lineage: Eukaryota; Metazoa; Chordata; Mammalia; Carnivora; Felidae
Gene: NUP93
Product: nucleoporin 93
Exons: 21
Coding region: 1030-3120 (696 amino acids)
Biological process (GO): poly(A)+ mRNA export from nucleus; protein import into nucleus
Cellular component (GO): nuclear pore
Molecular function (GO): structural constituent of nuclear pore
Source: RefSeq, a predicted model, not a curated record
UCCUUGCUUUGUGUUUUCUUCUUUCUUUAAAAAAAACGUAGAAACAUAACUUCUUCCAGUAGAGGAUGGAUUUUAGAAAACAGGACAGUACGAGUCUCCUUUAUGACAAGAUGAAGCCAGCAUUCCUAUGAAAAGAUGUUAUUUGUUUUUGAGUCUGUUUUCAUUCUAGCUCUGUGUGGGCUUUGGUUAUUUUAUAUUUAAAAUAUAUGUUGCCACCUUCAAAACCCAAGUUCAUUUCUUUGUGGUUCAAGGUAUGGAUUAUUUUGGAAGUGAACUGUAGUCAUGGUAGUAGGACAAUGCUAAUUUCUUACCUGUUCCCAUGUCUCAUGGAGUUGGAAUUUCGGGAGCCGGCCUCAGAGUUUAUGAAGUAUUAUCAGCUCAUCUUGCAGUUAGAUACAGUACGGUUUACAGUAGUUAAAUAACUUUCUCAAGGUCAUCCAUCUGGAAAGCAGUUGAUUUGCCCUAACUUCAGGCCACCUGACUCCUUAUCUUUGCUGUGCUGUGUAUGCUACUGUCUACAUCUGAUUGCCUGUCUUUCUCUUUGUGGGCUCACUGGUGACUGGUGGCCCUAAUGGAUUGAGCUUUCGGCAAAACCUAUAUUUACUUCAGCCGCUUAACUCAUGGAGAUGUUCCUACUCGUCUUGCCAGAAAUGACUUAAUUGAACUGUGCCUGGAGUCUUUCCGGGCCUGUGUUGAUAGGCAUUUAUAAAUUUGUCAUUUAUAAACGAACAUUGAAAAAUAAGACAUUCUGCAAGUUGAGCUUUUAGGUCCAUUAUGUUGUCUCAGCUCAGAGGAGGAAGUGCUCAUCUCCUGGGAUAGUCAUGAGCGUCACAUCCGUCUGCCCCGAGCUUCGAUGGAGCCGGGCAUUCUGACAUCCCCUCCCAGCAGAUCAUUCCUCCAGCUGUAAGGGUUUCCUGAAGAAUGAGAAGGACAAUGCCCUGCUGUCCGCCAUUGAAGAGUCUCGGAAGAGGGCUGACUGGAAUGGUUCCUUCUGCCUGACUGCAGCAAGAAGCAAGCCAGACCUUUGGCAUGGCCGAGGAGUACCAUCGGGAGUCCAUGCUGGUUGAGUGGGAGCAAGUGAAACAGCGAAUCCUCCACACACUGCUGGCGUCAGGAGAAGAUGCGCUGGACUUUACUCAAGAAAGUGAGCCAAGUUACAUCAGCGAUGGGGGACCCCCUGGUCGAAGCUCUCUGGAUAGCAUUGAGAUGGCCUAUGCCCGGCAGAUUUAUAUCUAUAACGAGAAGAUUGUAAAUGGGCACCUGCAGCCUAACCUCGUGGACCUCUGUGCUUCCGUUGCAGAGCUGGACGAUAAGAACAUCUCUGACAUGUGGAACAUGGUGAAACAAAUGACAGAUGUGUUGUUGGUGCCGGCGACCGAUGCUCUGAAGAGCCGCAACAGCGUGGAAGUGCGCAUGGAUUUUGUCCGGCAGGCCUUGGCUUACCUCGAGCAGAGUUAUAAGAAUUACACCCUUGUGACUGUCUUUGGAAACUUGCAUCAGGCCCAGCUAGGCGGGGUGCCUGGGACUUACCAGUUGGUUCGAAGUUUCUUGAACAUUAAACUUCCGGCUCCCUUGCCUGGACUUCAGGAUGGAGAAGUGGAAGGCCAUCCUGUGUGGGCAUUAAUUUAUUACUGCAUGCGCUGUGGGGACCUGCUUGCCGCUUCGCAGGUGGUUAACCGAGCCCAGCACCAGCUGGGAGAAUUUAAAACCUGGUUCCAGGAGUACAUGAACAGCAAGGACAGAAGGUUGUCACCAGCCACAGAGAACAAGCUCCGACUGCAUUACCGCAGGGCCCUCAGGAACAACACGGACCCCUACAAGCGGGCCGUGUACUGUAUCAUUGGCAGAUGCGACAUCACCGACAACCAGAGCGAAGUAGCUGACAAAACCGAGGACUACCUGUGGCUGAAGUUGAACCAAGUGUGUUUUGAUGACGACGGCACCAGCUCCCCACAAGACAGGCUCACUCUUUCACAGUUCCAGAAACAGUUGUUGGAAGACUAUGGCGAGUCCCACUUCACGGUGAACCAGCAGCCCUUCCUGUACUUCCAAGUACUCUUCCUGACGGCACAGUUCGAGGCUGCCAUCGCUUUUCUCUUCCGCAUGGAGCGGCUGCGCUGCCAUGCAGUCCACGUGGCGCUGGUCCUCUUUGAGCUGAAGCUGCUUUUAAAAUCCUCGGGACAGAGUGCUCAGCUCCUCAGCCACGAGCCUGGCGACCCUCCCUGCAUGCGGCGGCUGAACUUUGUGCGGCUACUCAUGCUCUACACCCGCAAGUUUGAGUCCACAGACCCGAGGGAGGCACUCCAGUACUUCUACUUCCUCAGGGAUGAGAAAGAUAGUCAAGGAGAAAACAUGUUUUUGCGCUGCGUGAGUGAGCUUGUGAUAGAAAGUCGAGAGUUCGAUAUGAUUCUUGGGAAACUAGAGAAUGAUGGAAGUAGAAAGCCUGGAGUCAUAGAUAAGUUUACUAGUGACACAAAGCCUAUUAUCAACAAAGUUGCUUCCGUGGCAGAAAAUAAAGGACUGUUUGAAGAAGCAGCAAAGCUCUAUGACCUUGCCAAGAAUGCUGACAAGGUGCUAGAGCUGAUGAACAAACUGCUCAGCCCUGUUGUCCCCCAGAUCAGCGCACCACAGUCCAACAAAGAGAGGCUGAAGAACAUGGCGCUCUCCAUCGCGGAACGGUAUAGGGCUCAGGGAAUCAGUGCAAAUAAAUUUGUGGAUUCCACGUUCUAUCUUCUGUUGGACUUGAUCACCUUUUUUGACGAGUAUCACAGUGGUCAUAUUGACAGAGCCUUUGAUAUCAUUGAUCGUUUGAAGCUGGUGCCCCUGAAUCAGGAAAGUGUGGAAGAGAGAGUGGCUGCCUUCAGAAAUUUCAGUGAUGAAAUCAGGCACAACCUCUCAGAAGUGCUUCUCGCCACCAUGAACAUCUUGUUCACACAGUUUAAGAGGCUCAAAGGGACAAGUCCGUCCUCGGCAUCCAGGCCCCAGCGAGUCGUCGAGGACCGUGACUCUCAACUCCGAAGCCAAGCCCGAGCCCUGAUUACCUUUGCUGGGAUGAUCCCCUACCGGACAUCUGGGGACACCAAUGCAAGGCUGGUGCAGAUGGAGGUCCUCAUGAAUUAAGUGCAAUGCUUUGCGGGGCUUCUGGGACUGCGCGCUGUCAGUACCUCAGGCGCGUGGGCCCGCUGGGGUGGGGUUUCUGGUUUUGUUUCUGUUGUGUUGUGUUUUGUUUUGUUUUUUGUAUUAUGUAUUUUUGUCAGCACCCAAUAAAUUUCUUUGAUUUGUA